This is a messenger RNA of Fraxinus pennsylvanica, 900 nucleotides long. The record is from the annotation of a GenBank genome assembly. Lineage: Eukaryota; Viridiplantae; Streptophyta; Magnoliopsida; Lamiales; Oleaceae.
AUGGAUGAAGAUAGAAUAGGUUUGGUGUUGGCAAGGGCUUCGGAGUUGAGGUCCAAGAUUACCAACUGUAUUCGAAAGGCAACUUCUAAUGUGGAAAAUCAAGUUAAGGAAACUGAUAACAAAGAAUCUGAAGCAAGCCCAGUUGCAGAAGAUCGAGAAUUAGAUGAUGAUGAUGAUGAAGGAAUAGAGAGUCUGCUCAAUAUUAGAGAUGCCCUUGAAUCGCUUGAAGUCCAGUUAUCUUCUUUACAGGCAUUACAGCAGCAGCAGUGGUAUGAGAAAGAAACGGCCCUGGCUGAGAUAGAGUGCAGCCAGGAAAAGCUGCUCAAGAAGCUGAAGGAAUACAAAGGCAAGGACUUGGAAGUUAUAAAUGAGGCUAUUGCUUUUGCUGGUGAAACAGAGGACAUUAAUGAUCUCCUUCUUCCUCCUUAUCCAACUCAACCAUCUCGUUUGCUAGUCUCAGACAAUUGCCAUAUUUCAAUAUUUUCUUCCACUCGAAAGUAUGCUCAAAACGGGGUAAUAAGUGGCGGAGUAAAAAAUCUCCCUGAAACAACAAAAAAUCUCGAGACAGAUAGAAACCAGACACGUCCUGGGUUGAAAGGCCAUGGUAUGAAGUCAUUUCUUGGUGCAGCAGCCAGGACUGCCCUUACUAUUGUUGGGGUAAUCUCGGUAUUAAGUUUGGCUGGUUUUGAACCGAGGCUAAAGAAGCGGGAUAAUCAAUUUAAGAUUUCAGGCAGAGUUUGGCUGCAAGGGACUGGUGAUAAAGGAGCGUCUGAUAAUUGUCCACCGGGGAAAGUCCCAGUGAUCGAAAAUGGUGAAAUGCAGUGUAUUGUGAAAGAGAGAGUUGAAAUUCCAUUCGAUUCAGUUGUUUCUACACCUGAUGUGAACUAUGGAUGUGGAUGA